AUGGCCGAUAGUAGUUCAUCUACUUUAAUAUCAACGGCACAGGUCGUUAUUCCACCAGCACCAUCGCCAAAUGUUAGAUUUGCAUCGUUGAGGCAUUGGUAUUCACGUUCAGAACAAACAUUAGAAGCAUCAGAAGCGAGAUUGUUAUCAAGGUUGGCGUACUUUAAGAUAGAUGGUAAAACAGUAGGUUCACCAGAAAAUUCAAAAACAACAGCAAGAGUGGGAUUGGUGGACUUGGAUGGUGAUGGGAUGAGAAAGAUCAAUACAUUGGUCAUAGAUCAAAAGGGAAACGACUUCGACAUUGACAAGGAUGGUUCCUCUUCCUCCUUAUUAUCAUCCCUCUCUUCCUCUUCUACCAAAACAAAUUCAGAUACUGACGAUUCAGACGAAACCUUAAAUUAUGAGCAACUUGGAUUUACUGACAUGCCGCAAACGGAUUUGAAGGUCCAAUCAAAUACAACGACAGUAAAUGAGGAAAAAAAUCCUUCAAUUAAAAAUUUGGUGAUGUGUCAUGGAUUUGGAGGGGGACUUGGAUUUUUUUACAGGAAUUAUCAUGGAAUAAGUCAAGUACCCGGGUGGAGAACUUACAGUAUAGAUUGGUUGGGGAUGGGUAGAAGUUCUCGACCAUCAUUCAUUAUAAAGGGGAAAACCGUUGAUGAAUAUGUUGAAGAGACCGAAAAUUUUUUUAUCGAUUCAUUUGAAAAAUGGAGAAAAGUUCAUAAAAUUGAUAAAAUGACCCUAUUGGGUCACAGUUUAGGAGGAUAUUUAGCAGCGGUUUACGCUAUGAAAUACCCCAUGUACGUAGAAAAACUGAUAUUGGUUUCCCCAGUUGGUGUACCAAGAAAUCCACAAAAUGAACCGGGAUACCUUAAGGAUGGUAGAAGACAAAUUCCUGGAUGGAUCAUAAAGUUAUGGAAUGCUCAUGUCACUCCACAACUAAUAUUGCGUUGGUUAGGACCAUUCGGUCCGUCCCUUGUUACGAAAUAUACCUCUCAUAAAUUUUCUCACCUUGAAGAAAUCGAUCAAUUAGAUUUGCAUGAUUAUCUUUAUAACAUUUCCACCGCCGCGGGUAGCGGAGAAUUUGCUAUUACAAGAAUCCUUGAACCCGGUGCUUUUGCUCGUAAACCAUUAAUUGAUAGGUUGCAUGAAAUAAAAAUGCCAACCACAUUUUUGUAUGGUGAAAAUGAUUGGAUGGAUUAUCGUGCCGCCGAGAAAGCCAAAAAUUCAAUGAAAGUGCCCGUUAAAAUUGAGAUAGUACCAAAAGCUGGUCAUCAUCUUUAUCUUGACAAUCCUAUCGAUUUUAAUAAAUUUGUGAUCAAAGAGAUGUUGGAGGAUUCUAAUAAGUAG
Molecule: messenger RNA, 1347 nt
Organism: Funneliformis caledonium
Lineage: Eukaryota; Fungi; Glomeromycota; Glomeromycetes; Glomerales; Glomeraceae
Source: the annotation of a GenBank genome assembly